Phytophthora infestans T30-4 is the source of this 1694-nucleotide messenger RNA. Its product is annotated as catalase. Gene Ontology annotation, cellular component: peroxisome; mitochondrion; cytoplasm. NCBI's taxonomy places the organism in Eukaryota, Oomycota, Peronosporomycetes, Peronosporales, Peronosporaceae. Gene Ontology annotation, biological process: response to hydrogen peroxide; hydrogen peroxide catabolic process. The record is from RefSeq and is a predicted model, not a curated record. Gene Ontology annotation, molecular function: catalase activity; heme binding. Bases 34 to 1602 code for a protein of 522 amino acids. The transcript has a single exon.
CCGGCAAGUGAUAAAGUCUCCAGUCCGUUCGUCAUGGUACGUGAGAGCAAAACUGCCACCACUAGUACAGGUGCGCCCAUCCCGCCCAACGGCCUCACGGCGUCGGCCACUGCCGGGCCUCGUGGUCCCAUGGUGCUCGAAGACUUCGCGUUUAUCGACCACAUGGCGCACUUUGACCGAGAGCGGAUCCCGGAGCGUGUGGUGCACGCCAAGGGAGGCGGCGCCUUCGGCUACUUCGAAGUGACGCACGCAGACAUUACCCAGUACUGCAGCGCUAAGCUCUUCAACCGCGUGGGCAAGCGUACACCCGUAGCUAUCCGUUUCUCGACCGUAGGAGGCGAACUGGGCAGCGCCGACACGGUGCGGGAUCCGCGUGGCUUCGCCAUCAAAUUCUACACGGAAGAAGGCAAUUGGGACCUUGUGGGCAACAACACGCCCAUCUUCUUUAUCCGCGACGCCAUCCUCUUCCCGAGCUUCAUCCACACGCAGAAGCGUCUACCCAACACGCACCUGAAAGACGACGACAUGAUGUGGGACUUUUUCUCCCUGCGUCCGGAGACACUGCACCAACAGAGCUUUUUGUUCUCCGACCGCGGCAUCCCUGACGGCUUCCGCUUCAUGAACGGAUACGGCAGCCACACGUUCGCCAAUGUAAACGCCCAGGGCGAGACCGUGUACGUCAAGUACCACUUCAAGACGGACCAAGGCAUUCGCAACAUGCCUGUAGACAAGGCAGCGGAACUCGCCAGCUCCGACCCGGACUACUCCAUCCGUGAUCUGUACGAGGCUAUUGCUAACAAGCAGUAUCCGUCCUGGACACUGUAUAUCCAGGUCAUGACCACCGAACAGGCGGCUAAAGAGAGCGUGAACCCAUUUGAUGUGACCAAAGUCUGGUCUCACAAGCAAUACCCGCUCAUUGAAGUGGGUCGACUUGUGCUUAACCGUAACCCGACCAACUAUUUCGCGGAGAUCGAGCAGAUCGCCUUCUCUCCGUCUCACAUGGUGCCGGGUAUCGAGCCAUCGCCUGAUAAAAUGCUACAGGGUCGUCUGUUCUCCUACCCGGACACUCAGCGUCAUCGUCUGGGUGUCAACUACAACCAGAUCCCAGUGAAUCGCCCACUGAAGGAGCCCCAAACGUACCAGCGUGAUGGCUUCAUGGCUGUCAAUGGCAAUAUGCACGACACGCCCAACUACUUCCCGAACAGUAAGAAUGGUCCACCUGAAGACACGACGCUGCGUUACCGGGCCUACGAGGGCGACCACGUUGUGGUGAACAAGUACUUAACCUACGACGACGAUAACUACUCGCAGGUGGGAGAAUUCUACCGCAAGAUCUUGGAUGCCGCGGAACGCGAACGACUUACGGACAAUGUCGCCGGUUCGCUGGUGAACGCGUCCAAGCCUGUUCAGGCACGUGCCAUUGCGAACUUCACUAAGUGUGACCCACACUACGGCCGCCGUGUGCAAGAGAAGGUAGACGCAUUGGCGCAGCAGAAGCAACGUGCUGUGCCCGAGUCGUUCCCAGCUCCGUCUAAGCUGAGCCCGCCUCGCAAGGCGUUCGUACCGGCACCACCGUCGGACGACGUGGCUCCGCGAUUGUAAGACUCUUGCCAGGUUGAAGUUCGUGUAACGUUAGCCAUUUCAGUGAUUGCAACGAACUGGGGGAUGAAUUACUACAGUACUUGACAGAAAAA